Cokeromyces recurvatus is the source of this 1626-nucleotide messenger RNA. RefSeq lists its product as uncharacterized. Gene Ontology annotation, molecular function: metal ion binding; RNA binding. The coding region runs from base 414 to 1526 and encodes 370 amino acids. Gene Ontology annotation, cellular component: nucleus. NCBI's taxonomy places the organism in Eukaryota, Fungi, Mucoromycota, Mucoromycetes, Mucorales, Mucoraceae. Gene Ontology annotation, biological process: negative regulation of DNA-templated transcription. The transcript has 5 exons. The record is from RefSeq and is a predicted model, not a curated record.
CUACUACUGCUCCUACUACUGCUGCUUCUACUACUACUGCUCCUACUACUACUGCUUCUACUACUACUGCUCCUACUAUUGCUGCUUUUACUACUACUGCUCCUACUACUGCUGCUCCUACUAUUGCUGCUUUUACUACUACUGCUCCUACUACUGCUGCUCCUACUACUACUGCUCCUACUACUACUGCUUCUACUACUACUGCACCUACUACUACCGCUUCUACUACUACUGCUGCCUCUUCUACAGAUUCUGAUCCUGUAGUCACCAAUAUUUCUCUUGCUACCACUAUCCCUACUACGACGGUUAUUCCCACUGUAACUACUGUUAAACCUACAUCUAAUCCUAUUAAUGUCCCAAAUAAACCAUCGUUGAAUAUAGAAGAAACAAAACGCGUCCCUAUUGAUAAGUCAAUGGAUGAUAUAUCAUUUAUAGAUAAUCUUGUAUCAAUAGUUACUGAAAAUGUUAAACAAAGAAGUAUCUCAGCUAUGAAAAACUUAACACCUUUUCCUACACCUACUCAACCUAUUACUGUGAAUGAUCCUAAAAAAUUAACAAAAAGUCAAAAGAAAAAGCUCAAGAGAAAAGCAAAAAAACAACUAAAGAAAGAUGAAAGAGCUACUGCUGCGCAUUUUGAUCAUCCAAAACAUGUUGAUGACUUGGAUUUUGAUGCUCUUUUGCAAUACCAUGAGAAAGCUAGUGGUCCUGAACAACAAAAAACAAAAAACAGUCAAUCUAAAACAAAUAAAACGCGACAAAACAAAGCACAGCCAAAUAGAGCGCAACCAAAUAAUAUAGAGUCAAAUAAUACACGACACAAAAUAACACAAAAAAACAAUUCGCAACAAACUAAUACAAAGCCUUCAUUAGAAGAAGUAGCAGCACAGAUUUUAGGUCGCCCUAUUAAGCAGCAGAAAACACAGGAACAGAAAAAAAAGCAGUCAACUCCACGGAAGAAAUUUGUUCCAACAGUUCCGUGUCGUCAUUUUAUGAGAGGUCUUUGUAAAGAGGGAGAUAAGUGCACUUUUAAACAUGAUAUUGAACUAAUCCCUUCACCCUCUCCUCCUCCUCCUCCUCGUCCAGUCGUAUUGUGUAACUUUAUUAAAACAGGAUCUUGUGUAAAAGGGCUUGAGUGCCCUUUCUCUCAUGAUUUGAAAAAUUUGGAGCCUUGCCGAUUCUUUCACCUUGAUGGUAGUUGUAAGAAUGGAGAGAGCUGUCCCUUUUCUCAUGGUCCUUUAGAUAAUGAAAAACGUGCUCGUCUCCAUCAAAUGACAGGGCCCUGCAGAUAUUACCACUUUAAAGGUUAUUGUAACUCUGGAGACUUAUGUUUAUUUUCUCAUCAGCCAAUAGAUGAUCAAGAGAGAAAUAAAUUGGAGCAAUCUCUAAAGUUAUGUACAUUUUAUCACUUGCAAGGCUCUUGCCAAAAAGGAGAUGAUUGUUUUUAUCUUCAUGAUGAAGCCUCUCCCGAGCGAAUUCAUGAACUCAAACAACAACGCCAGCAGCCUACACCAACAGCAAUUCAAUGAAUAAAAAGAUAAUCUUCUUCUUUUGUACAUAUAAAAUAGACUAUAUAAAUAAAUAUAUAGUAACUAUUGUUUUAAAUAAAAUAAAAUAAAAUAAAAUAUA